Molecule: messenger RNA, 5614 nt
Organism: Odontomachus brunneus
Lineage: Eukaryota; Metazoa; Arthropoda; Insecta; Hymenoptera; Formicidae
Gene: dac
Product: dachshund homolog 2
Exons: 12
Coding region: 1452-3782 (776 amino acids)
Source: RefSeq, a predicted model, not a curated record
UCGCCGAAAGAAGACAAACCCAGAGAGAGCGAGGUAAAAGAAGAAAUCCCCCACUCGUGCCGCUUGCGCCGCCGAGGUACGUUCCAGUCGUACUGUCCUCAGGCUCUCUCUCGCGUCUGCGUCUGGUUGUCCCUGUGUGUUGGUAGCCCCCGGAACCGUCCUCGUCGGCGUACGUCGUCGUCUACCACGUCGGUGGCAGAGCUUGGCAAAUAGUGGGGGCGCGGGGGACGGUUGGUCGAACCGCCGCAACCCGGGGGAAGGUUCGAAAGGCGUAGACAGUACGAGCCUGCCGUCCAAUAGCGAGAACAGCCGCCCCGGUGGCUCCGCCAACCGGAUAGUCGGUUGCGCGCACAGAACGCCCAUCCUCCCCGUUUGUCGGGCUCCCACUGAUGUUUUUAUUUAUUACAUCUGUGACUGGGUAGGGAAAUACUCCCGACUCGACCGAGAGAGCGUUUGCUACUUUGAGAACGAGCGACGCGCGUCCCUGCGAGUUACCGCGGCAGCCGCCUCCGUCGUCAUCGUCGCCGUCGCUGUCGCCGCCGCUACCGUCGCCGCCGCCGCCGCCGUCGCCGCCGUCGCCGCCGCCGCCGCCGCCGCCGCCGCCGCUGUCGUCGUCGUCGUCGCCGUCGUCGCUGUCGUCGUCGUCGUCGUCGUCGUCGUCGUCGUCGCCACCGCCGUCGUCGUCGUCUUCGUCGUUAUCCUCGCUGUCAUCUCGUCAUUGACACUGCCACAGUCGUGUCCCGGUGCACGGGAACAGUGCCCUCGUGCGUGCCUCGCUUGGUCAGAGCACUCGGCAGCCGUUUCGCGAUCCGUUUCGCGUUUGUUGUGACAUGAAGAGAAACGUCGUCGUCGUCGUCGUGAGCCAGUGAACAAGUUGCUGACGAGGUGAGCGCAACGACGGGUGGUCGCAGUCCGCGUGCGACUGACGUUGCCGUCUCUCGUAGUCUUCGUCGUGGUUGUCGUCGUUAUAGUUGCGGUCGAUCGGUUGUACCAAACGUCAUCGCGAUGGAUCGGUGAAAAUAAGAUAGUCGCGCAGUGGACUGGUUUGUUAUGGACACUGAGGCUCACGUGCUUGCGAGGACUGACAAAAUCGUGCGGCGCCGUGAGCCGCGACAUUUGUUUCAAGUGGCACAAGUACGCUUCCAAGGACGCUUCCAACGGCGCGCUCGUAAGACCCGGAAUCAUCGCGAUUCGCGGCCGACACGAGGCCAGCGUCCGUGAGAGCGCACAGCCGAAGAUCGGGAGAAACGGCAUUAACAUGCAUUGAAGCGUCCGUCGCGUGACACAAACGCGAAAGACUCGGCCCGCGACAUUCGCCAGCGGGCGAACCAAGUGACACGGAGCUGAACGUCGCAGGCACGGCACGGAGCGCAUCGCUGGCGACUGCAACGUGCCAGACCAUCGUCUCUACGAGUCGCAGGAAGAACAGGGACGCGCGUUUCCGACCCUCCAUGGACCACGGAGCGAUGGACAGCUCUUCCGAUCACAGCAGCCGUGCCAGUCCCGUAACCGGCAGUCCGAAACACCCGCAUAGUCCGUCGACACAGCAGAGCCAGCAACAGCAGCAACUACACGGCGGCCAGCACCAACCGCCGCCCUCGCAUCAGCAGUCGCACGGGCGGGAUCAGCUACGCGAUCAUCAGCAACAGCAGCAACAGCACCGCGGUGUGCCGACACCGGGAUCACCCACGAGAGGUUCGCCGCCGCAGGGUCUACCCCUGAGUCCACCGCCGUUGUCGGCCGGGGGAGGCCCCGGGGCACCGCCGGGAAUGGUGCCUCGAAUGCCGGGAUUGCCACCGCCAGGUCUGGGACUGCUGGGCCAGCUCGGCGGUAUGCUGAGCGGCCACCAUGGCUCGCCGUUAGAGUUGAUGGCCGCUCAUCACGCGGUUCUGCCACCGAGGUCGUACAACAGCCCGCCGCCGAUCAGCACCAGUGAUCCCACCGCGAAUGAGUGCAAAUUGGUCGACUAUCGCGGCCAGAAAGUCGCGGCGUUCAUCAUCGCCGGCGACACGAUGCUCUGCCUGCCGCAGGCCUUUGAGCUGUUUCUCAAGCACCUCGUGGGUGGCCUUCACACGGUCUACACGAAGCUCAAGCGGCUGGAUAUCGUGCCGUUGGUGUGUAACGUCGAGCAAGUUAGGAUCCUACGCGGCCUUGGAGCCAUUCAGCCCGGCGUCAAUCGGUGCAAGCUGCUCAGCUGCAAGGACUUCGACAUUCUUUACAGGGAUUGCACCACAGCCAGCUCCAGGCCAGGAAGACCCCCAAAGCGCGCUUCCGUUGGACUGAGCCUCGCAGCCAGCCACCUAGCCGCGGCGGCUGGUCAUCAUCCCCAGCACUCCCUGAAGAAGCACAGAAUGGACAACGGCGACUAUUACGAGAACGGACAUCUCGACGUGCCGAGGAUGGAAAAGUCGCCGCUUCUGGCGAACGGAUACAAUCACCCGCCCACGCACCUGAGCCACAUGCAGUUCAUGCAGCUCGGCGGGCACCCAGGUGCAGGACACACCGCCAUCCUGUCACCGGCCAGUCUACCGCAUCACCUGCAGGCGCAGGCACAGGCUCGUGCCGAGCAGGGGCUCAAGGUCAACCCGAAUAUGACCAACAUGGAAGCUCUCGCGAGGUCCGGGACGGUUUGGGAAAACUGCCGAGCUGCCUACGAAGAUAUUGUCAAACAUCUCGAAAGGCUCCGCGAGGAGAGGGGCGACGCCGAGAGAGCGCUGGCUUUGGAUCACAAACCCAGGGACCUCAGCUCGCACAAUGGCUCCUCCAACGGCCACAGCCCGGUUCUAAAUCUGUCAAAAACAGCGGGAAGCGGAAGCGUGGGCGAGCACUCCGGAAGCGAGGCCGGAGCGUCGCAUCGUUCUCAAGACGACGAGGAGGAGGACGAUAAUUUAUCGGAGGACCUCGAGGACGACAACGAAAAGGACGAAGAUUUGUCGGACGUGCCGGAGAACUUGCCGUUGCCAGCGCCGGGCUCGGAAAGUCCCCAGGCCCUCAACUACUCGCAGAUAGCCUCAGCUGCGGUCGCCGUGUCUCAGGGCGCCCAGGACCCCUCGGUCUCGAGUACGGAGACCCUGCUGAGGAAUAUCCAGGGCCUGCUCAAGGUCGCGGCCGACAACGCGAGGCAGCAGGAGAGGCAAAUCAACUACGAGAAAGCCGAGCUGAAAAUGGACGUGCUUCGGGAGCGGGAGGUCAAGGACAGCCUGGAGCGGCAGCUACAGGACGAGCAGAAGGUGCGAGUGGUCUACCAGAAACGGUUAAAGAAGGAACGGAGAGCGAGGAAACGGCUGCAGGAGCAGCUGGACCUGGAGGUCAAGAGGCGCACACAGUUGGAGGAGGCGCUCAAAGCCACGGGGGCAUCCUCCGAGCAAGUCAGAGCGAUCACCGAGAACGUCACGGCGGAAGCGCGCACGAGUUCGGAGCCGCCGGAGGCUAGCCCGGUGCAUUCCCAGUCGCAGCAGCAGCCCUCGCAGCAACAGCCGCCGCAGCAACCCCUUCAGCAGCAACAGGCAGCGGCUCAGCAGUACCGGGAGGCGCAAGUGCCGCGUCCUUCUCAGCAACCGUCGACGCCGGAGAAGCCCGCAUGGGGAUACGGGCUGGAUCUCAUUGGCAGCCAGGCGUCGGCCUUCUGGCAAAACUACCAAGAAUCGCUGGUGCAGGAACUCGAGUUGGAGAGAAAAUCGCGGCAGCACCAAGCGGCCGAGAGGGACCAAGUCAAGUCUCCUCUUCAAGAGUCGCGAACGGGUUACUACAAGAACUCCGUUCUGUUCACGAGCGCGACCUAGAAGAGGCCGGACGAGGGCAGGCGAGGGCAGGCAGAGCGUGCAGCGAACAGCCGGAGCGAGUGAUCGAUCGGGCGAAGAGGGCGCGACUCCAAGAGCCGGACCUACACAACGAGAAACGAACAAAAUCUUCAAGAACAGACGCGCGAGAUGAGAUGGUCGACCGCAUGACGGAGGAGGGACGUACGGAUCGGCCGACCAGGACGACCCUCGUAGCUCCGAGUGACGGCUGGACUCGCGCGAGUGUCCGCGGGGACUCACACAGGUCGGCGAAUGACAAUGCGAAUGAAUGCGCGCGCGAAUGUCGCGAGAGAGAGAGAGAGAGAGAGAGAGAGAGAGAGGAGGGGGAGGGGAGAAAGAGGGAGAGAGAAAGAGAAUAUCUCAUAUAUCGCGGAUGGUGCUUUCUCCUUUGAAAUCCCGGACACAAUCGAGCGAUCUUUACGCGAUUUCGCGCGAGCGGCGUUUACACGACGCGGGAUCGACGCGAGGGGCCGACCUCGUUUCGACCAUCGCCGGAGAACGAAACGGGGCCCUCGCGAAUUGGGAAGAUCGGUCCAGCGACUCGAACGCGGACCGGUCGCACACAUAUCAACGACGCGACUGCACCCAGGCGCCGCGUUUCCCGCGAGAUUUCUCAAUUCGCGUGCGCGGCGAUCGUAGAGUCGCGUCGUUCGUUCGACGACGAGAUGAAGCGAGAAAGAGAGAGAGGAAAGAAGAAAGAAAGAGAACGUUCUCUGUAUGUUACGUACCAUCGAUUACCUGUGAAUGAUCCGUGAUGAUCGAAAUUCGCGUGACUCUCGCGGUACCGAGACGAUCGCGGAAUCGUAGGCAAGCAGACAGUAGGAGAAAUCGAGAGGGUUUCGGAGUCUGGGGGCGAAGGGGGCGGCAAGGCUCUAUACACUUAUCCACACACAUAACAUGCACACAUGAAGAACAUACAGGUACACACGGAUACUGAGAGAAAGAGAGAGAAAGAGACAGCGACGAGGGACGGGAGAGAAGAGAGGCAUAUUUCUAAAGACUGCUGGAGAGUGCGUGCGCGCGUGCAUGCGUUCCUAGAGGUACCUAUCUCCUAAUUAUCGAGCGAGUUAAUUAGCUAAUCGUUUUUAAGAUCCCGGCGAUCGGGCGCGCCGCGUCGCCGGCGCGCAUCGCGAGGCGCGCCGAUUUCGAGUAUUAUUAUCAUUAUUAAUAUUAUUAUAUACGUCGCCGCGCGCGGCGACGCGGGGGGCGACCCCGAUCGCCAACUGCGAAACGAAUGUCGAGUCGCGGGCCCUCGUCGCGACCGAGGCGCUCGACAUCCCGGGACCGGCGUCUUCGGCGACGCCGGUCGAUCCGUGCCGCGCGUAUCGAUCGCGAGCGGAUCGCGAUGGCAGCCGGAAACGCCGUUCUCUCGUCGGACGAAGGCGCGGUGCAUCGCGCUUCGCAACAAAGGCGCCGGGAAUGCGCCGUCUUUUUUGUAAAAUGCUCCCGAAGCGGAACCGGAAGUGUGACACGGGACUCUCCUCGUCUGGAUUCCGGGACGCGGAGCGAGGAUCAGAGCCGCGACUCGAGCGCUGUAUCAUAGAAAACGAGAGAAAGGGAGAGAGAGAAAGAAUGACGCGACGAGCAAACGCAAGCAGUGAGAAAGGUAGAAAGGGAGAGAGCACGUGGGACAUAGCGAGACUGCGAGGGAGAGAACGGGCGGAGAAAAUGAGAAUGCGCGUGAGUGUGUGUGUGUAUGUGAGAGAGAGAGAGAGAGAGAGAGAAGGGAGAGAGAGAGGAAGAGAAAGAGAGAGAGAGAGAGUGUGUAUCUGUAUGUGUAUGUAUGUGGUGUGUAUGCGAAAAAGAGACAGAGA